Messenger RNA from Mauremys mutica (yellowpond turtle), 4517 nucleotides. RefSeq names its product NOP2/Sun RNA methyltransferase 2 (gene NSUN2). Gene Ontology annotation, molecular function: tRNA binding; tRNA (cytidine-N5)-methyltransferase activity. Gene Ontology annotation, biological process: tRNA methylation. The record is from RefSeq and is a predicted model, not a curated record. The transcript has 19 exons. NCBI's taxonomy places the organism in Eukaryota, Metazoa, Chordata, Testudines, Geoemydidae. Gene Ontology annotation, cellular component: cytoplasm; nucleus. Bases 281 to 2467 code for a protein of 728 amino acids.
CAGGCGCCGAAGGACAGCACGCCCAUGGGCUGUCCCUGAUAAGCGCUAGUCAAAAAAUAUGAAACAAUGAAUCCGCGCAAGUGACGCAGAGAUUUCCCCCCGCCAGGCAGACCCCGGUUCAUUAAAAUAACGGCGCUUCCCGCUGGCGGCUGGCUCAACGAGGGAGAAAAUUAGCACAGGCUGGGAAAGCGGCUACCCCGAAAUCGUCAAGGAGAACGCGCUGUUCGAGCGCUACUACCGGGAGCUGCGGAUCGUGCCCGAGGGCGAGUGGGAGCCGUUCAUGGCGGCGCUGAGGGAGCCGCUCCCCGCCACCCUGCGCAUCACCGGCUACAAGAGCCAUGCAAAAGAAAUUCUGCACUGCUUGAAGAACAAGUAUUUCAAGGAGUUGCAGGACCUGGUAGUUGAUGGGCAAAAAAUUGAAGUGCCACAACCACUAAAGUGGUAUCCGGAAGAGCUAGCAUGGCACACUAACUUGAGCAGAAAAAUCUUGCGGAAGUCACCACAGCUGGAAAAGUUUCAUCAGUUUCUGGUUAGCGAGACAGAAUGUGGAAACAUUAGUCGUCAAGAAGCUGUCAGUAUGAUCCCUCCUCUGCUGCUUAAUGUUAAUCCUCACCAUAAGAUUCUAGAUAUGUGUGCUGCACCGGGGUCUAAGACUGCGCAGCUCAUUGAAAUGUUGCAUGCAGACAUGAAUGUUCCUUUUCCAGAGGGGUUUGUAAUUGCUAAUGAUGUUGACAACAAGCGCUGCUAUUUGCUGGUUCAUCAGGCUAAGAGGUUAAACAGUCCUUGCAUCAUGGUGGUAAAUCAUGACGCUUCCAGCAUCCCUGCUCUACAAAUAGACAAUAAUGGAAGAAAAGAGGUCCUCUUCUAUGAUAGGAUUUUAUGUGAUGUUCCCUGCAGUGGAGAUGGAACCAUGAGAAAAAACAUUGAUGUGUGGAAAAAAUGGACAACACAAAAUAGCUUACAGCUACAUGGAUUGCAAUUAAGGAUUGCAACCCGUGGUGUAGAACAACUGGCAGAAGGAGGUAGGAUGGUCUAUUCAACAUGUUCAUUGAAUCCUGUUGAAAAUGAAGCUGUGAUUGCAUCCCUGCUGGAAAAAAGUGAAGGUGCCUUAGAACUUGCUGAUGUCUCUUCUGAGUUGCCAGGCUUGAAGUGGAUGCCAGGGAUUACACAAUGGAAGGUAAUGCUAAAAGAUGGACAGUGGUUUGAAGCCUGGAAGGACGUGCCUUCUAACAGGCAGACCCAAAUUCGGCCCACCAUGUUCCCAAUAAAAGAUGAAGAAAAAAUGAAAAUAAUGAACCUGGAGCGUUGCAUUAGAAUAUUGCCACAUCACCAGAAUACUGGAGGUUUCUUUGUAGCUGUAUUAAUAAAAAAAUCGCCAAUGCCAUGGAAUAAACGCCAAUCUAAGCUUCAGCGCAAGUUAUCACAGAGAACAGGAGACAUUUCAGCGAGUGCAGCUGCUGCAGAAGAUGGCUCUGUAGAGAUUAUUGAAGAACCACCAGAUGCUGAGGAUGAAGAGACUAAGGAAACUCAACACUUGCUGAAUGCAGAGAGUGAGCAAAGCAAGAAAGAUGGAGUAUGUGGACCACCACCAUCUAAGAAAAUGAAGCUGUUUGGAUUUAAAGAAGAUCCAUUUGUGUUCCUGUCUGAAGAUGAUCCAUUGUUUCCACCCAUCCAGAAGUUUUAUGCAUUGGAUCCUUCAUUCCCCAAGAUGAAUUUACUAACGCGAACUCAAGAAGGAAAAAAGAGGCAGCUAUACAUGGUUUCUAAGGAGCUAAGGAAUGUAUUGCUGAACAACAGUGAGAGAAUGAAGGUUAUUAACACUGGGAUAAAAGUCUGGUCUCGCAACAGUGAUGGUGAACAGUUCGGCUGUGCCUUCAGACUAGCACAAGAGGGAAUAUAUACACUGUACCCAUUCAUUAAUGCAAGGAUUAUAAAUGUGUGCAUAGAAGAUGUUAAAGUGCUGUUAACUCAAGAGAAUCCAUUCUUAAGUAAAUUUAGCAGUGAAACACACAAACGGGUCAAAGACUUGGCAAUGGGGAGCAUUGUCCUGAAGUAUGAACCAGAUCCCAGAUUUUUUAAUAGAAAACCUGAUACCCUUCAGUGCCCUAUUGUUCUGUGUGGCUGGCAUGGAAAGACCUCACUUCGUGCCUUUGUGCCCAAGAAUGAGAGACUUCAUUACCUGAGGAUGAUGGGAGUUGAAGUGUUUAAAGCAAAGAGGAAAGAGGAGAAUUUUGAAAGUAAAACAGAGGAAGGAGAUCAGGACAGCACAAAGCACAUGGAGGAAGAGAUGGAUAUGGAACACAAUGAAUUAGCCACAAAAAUGGAGGCAGAAGUGGACGAAGAACCUAUUCAUGAGCUUAUGGAAAGCAGUGUUAUAGAACUAGAGAAUAAAAUGGAAAAUGUCCAGCCUUCCACUGAAAAUGCUGAAAAUAGAGACAUUGCUGACCUUAGUAGUGUGAAAGCUUGAGUUUUCACUGUCUGUCAUUUUGGUGUUACUUUUAUGAGAUGUAAUCUAGACUUUUGUCUUCAGUAUGUAAAUACACUUUUAAAACUGUUUCUGUUUCUUGGGGGAGGUUGAAAUGUUGGCAUGAGGUAUUCUUUUUACAGAAGGUCCUUCCUGUUUUAUUUUUUAAAUAAAAAAAAAUCUUCCCCUAAGAGUCUUUCUUAUUCUUCCCAUUUAACUCUAUAGCAUUGGUAAUGUGGUAUGUCUGUUGCCGGUGAUGGACUAUGCACCAGUGUAUAGAGAUUGAUUUUUCAAAUAUGAAUUGUUUAUUUAAUCUGUAAAUCCUGUCUGAGUUUGUCUUGAUAGGAUCAUUUUUGAAAGAAGAUCAAUAGGUUUUCAUGGAAACAUAAUUACAUGAAAUUGCAUGAGGUUUUCAGGGAAACAUAAUUACAAGAGAAGUAAUUUUCCUCUAUAGUAAACGAUACUAAAUAGGCUGUUGUAAAGUAUCAAACAUAUUGGGCCGAUGUACCAACUAGUACAGUUACCAGAAAAAUUACUCUUAUUACUGAGUAAAUUCAAAGUUAUAAACAAGACACAACCCCCCAAAUAGGAAAUACUCAUUGUACAAAUAUAUAUGUUCUGUAUGUGCAAAAGUCCUAGAUGGAAAGGCAGUUUCCCAAGUUUGAGAGCCAGUUAAUGUCUGUGUAACAUUUCCAGCUCUUGUUGGGUGAACAUACAGUAGCAAUGUCCAGGAACACUAUUGGUCAUGUGCCUGGCUGGGAAACUGCAGCCAUCUCUUCCUGAUGCCUACCAUGCUUUUGUAAUCCAUGCCUCUGUCACUUCAAGACUAGACUGCUGCAUUGCACUCUACCUGGGCACUAUACCUUAUGUGUACCUGGAAACAAGCUGCCACAGAAGGCAAUCCUAGGUAAGCAGUGCUUCCUAGCUGGAGCACAUGACACCAGUGUUCCAAAAUCUGUGUUGGUUGCCUUAGUGGGUAAUUAUGGGUGGAAUUUAAAGUGGUGGGUUUGAUACACAAAGUACUAAAUGGCUCAGAGCCACUUUUACGAAUUCAAUGAUAGCCCACAGCUAUGACUAACUGAUCUGUAAUCUCAACGACAUUAUCAGACUAACAGUCUCUAUUUCAGUUUUGUACAAUUUCAUAAAGAAUGUCCGAUCUUCUGACGUGUGAAAGAAUAGAAAAGAAAAAACAAAGUGGGUGAGUUAAUGCCUUUUAUUGGACCAACUUCUGUUGGUGAGACAGACAAGCUUUUGAGCUAUAGACGGCUGCUCUUCAGGUCUGGGAAAGGUACUCAAGUGUGGGGGUUUUUGUUCAUUUUUUUUAAAGUCUCAUGUAGUAACAAACUUUUCUCUUAAGAAUCUAUGAAAACAGUUAAGAAAACUAUUCUCAAAGCUCAUAUUUCAUUUGUUAAAGAUGAGUCCAUUUUGGAAAUGAAAAGCCUGCUAAAUAUAUUUUAAAUGAAAGUUAGGAUUCUUUCCUCUAUUGUUUGAUCAAAUCAACUUGAAAUUGGCUAUGCAACUUUUGGGCAGCUUUAUAAACUGGAAAAAGACUUAGCAGAGGUUUCCUUGAGAGAGGUUUGUAUGCCAAGAACUGCCAAAUAAUUUCCUAACUCUCUGUAAUUCUCUCUUUUAGGGUGACUUGGGUUUCAUGUUGUUUUAAUAUUGGCAUCCAGUCAGUUCAUAUUUGCUCGUCUGCAUUUGAGAAUUAAGCAUUUGAUUUGAGUGGAAGGCAGGGGUGAAAUAUUUGUUGUAUUUUUGAACCUUAAGGUCUCAUGUACAAGUCCUGCAAUGUCCUCUCCCUGUAAUAUAGUAACUCUUAUCCAGUCAAUACUGUUGAUCAAAGCUGUUAGAACACAGUGUAGAAAUUCACCCGCUCACAUUCUCAUUUGUCAGUAUGGUUUUUUAUUUUAAUGAUGCCUGCCAUUAUGUUGCUAUCUAACGAAAAGACACCCAUGAGCAGGUUGCAUGAGCUGUUAGGAUUGACUGACUUUGUCAACAAGUUCGCAUCGGCAUUUUUUUCCUGUUUACAUCAAUAAAAGAUUGAUUUUGGUUU